GCCCCUUCUCAUUUCGCUCUAAUCCAGUACCUUCUCAUUUCUUUCCGAAGUUUAGCCUCAAAUCUUGAUCUCACUGAUGAAGAAUCAAUGGCGUGUUCUUCUUCUUCGCGCUCAGCAUCGCGCUGGCAUUUACGCUUCCAAUCAUUUCUCGCAACCUCAGUUUCAGGUACACCUCAAUCCAAAUUUACAGUCACUUCGAUCUAUCACUUCACUCCUGCAUUCCCACUCUCUUCAAAACCAAGCUUCCUUACGCUCUACUGGUUUACUUGAUUUCUUAAACCCCAUAAACACCACCACUCGUUGUUUCUCUUCUGAGACUGCACUUGAGCAGAAUGAAUCGGAUCACGUUGUUCUUGUUGCCGAUAUAUUCUCGAAACCCAGGACCUGUGAUGACAUUAAGAAAGAAAUUGAAUUGAAUAAUAUUGCGAUUAACCAUGAUAUGGUGCUUAAGCUUUUAUGGAAGCUAGGUUCUAGCCCUGACGUUGCUAGGAGGCUUUUUGACUGGGUUUUGGAGAGUGAUUGUGAGAGGUUGAGCUCGAAAUCCUAUAACAUGAUGUUAUCUAUUUUGGGAACCAAUGGUCUCGUCAAUGAGUUCUGGGACAUGGUAGCUGUUAUGAAGAAAAAGGGUUAUGGGGUAUCAAAAGGUGUACGCGAUAAAGUCUUGAAAAGCUUUGAAGAGAGUGGAAGGAAUGGUGAUAUUGAGAAGUUGAAAGCUUUGUUUGCGUCAGGUUCUAUUGAUAAUUCAGCUGAGAAGAUGUGCUCAAAGAUCAGUAAAAUUGUGAGGCAUGACGUCUGGAGUGAUGACGUUGAAAAGAACAUCUUGGACUUGAGUAUUGCGUUCUCUAGUGAUAUGAUUACUUCAAUUUUGGAUAAUCUUGGUACUGAUCCAAAUAAAGCGCUGAUAUUUUUCUUGUGGCUAGAGGAGAGUGGGCAGUUUAAACAUGAUGGCUGCACCUAUAAUGCGAUGGCCAGGGUGCUAGGAAGGGAAGAUUCAAUUGAUAGGUUUUGGAAACUCGUUCAUGAAAUGAGGAACAAAGGGCAUGAAAUGCAAUCAGAAACAUAUGUUAAGGUUUUAGGACGGUUUUGUAAACGGAAGAUGAUUAAGGAUGCUGUUGAACUGUAUGAAUUUGCUAUGGCUGGGGCACAUAAACCUUCACCCCAAUGCUGUACCUUUCUGUUGAAGAAAAUUGCGGUCAGUAAGCAGUUUGAUAUGACUUUGCUUUCGAGGGUUGUGAAGGUUUUUACUGGAAGUGGGAAUGUGUUGACAAGUUCUACUGUUGAUUCUGUGUUGAAGUCUUUGACUACUGUUGGCAGGUCUUGGGAGUGCAACAAGGUUUUGAAAGCACUGGAGGAUGGUGGGGUCGCGGCUACUGGUGAUAUACAGAGUAAAAUUGCUUUUCUGCUUAGUGCUUCUGGUAACGAGGAAGAAGCUUCAGAAUUUAUCAAUAACAUUGAAGCGUCUGGGUCUAAUCUGGAUCACAAGGCAUGGGAAUCCUUAAUUGAGGGGCACUGUCGUGCUGGGAACCUUGAUAAAGCUUAUCAUUCUUUUCAAAAGAUGGUUGAGAAAGAAGGUGUCACUUCUGCAAACCAUGGUUUCGAUUUGUUAAUGAAUGCAUAUUGCCAAGAGAACAGGGCUAUUGAUGCAUGCAAGAUCCUCAUCCAAUUGGUGAGGGAACAACAGUUAGAGCCCUGGCAUUCUACCUACAAGUCUCUAAUAACGAAGCUACUGGUUCAGGGAGGAUUUUCGGAUGCCAUAAACAUUUUGGGUUUAAUGAGAAGUCAUGGUUUCCCACCUUUUAUUGAUCCAUUUAUUGAACAUGUAUCAAAGGGUGGAACCGGAACUGAUGCUGUUAUGUUUCUCAGGGGGAUGACUUCCAAGAGGUUUCCAUCUACAUCGGUUUUUCUCCGUAUGUUUGAUGCCUUUUCCAAGCAAGGAAAGCACGACGAAGCUCACAACCUCCUCUCCAAAUGUCCACGCUACAUUCGUAACAAUGCUGAUGUCUUGAAUUUCUUUUGUUCCAUGAAGCCUAAAGAAGGUAACACUUCUGGUAUAUUGGCUUCUUAAGCCUGUAGGGAUGUAUCUCAUAUUGUACCCUUUUGGAGAAGGCAAUUGGAAAAAUUUUGAGUAUUUAUUCUUUAGCCCUUGAUCUGAAAUCAUUGAUUUGUGGGAUUUAGAUAUAACAAAUAACCAAAAGUUCUCACA
Molecule: messenger RNA, 2203 nt
Organism: Neltuma alba
Lineage: Eukaryota; Viridiplantae; Streptophyta; Magnoliopsida; Fabales; Fabaceae
Product: pentatricopeptide repeat-containing protein At3g02490, mitochondrial-like
Exons: 1
Coding region: 77-2065 (662 amino acids)
Biological process (GO): RNA splicing
Molecular function (GO): protein binding
Source: RefSeq, a predicted model, not a curated record